Molecule: messenger RNA, 385 nt
Organism: Etheostoma cragini (Arkansas darter)
Lineage: Eukaryota; Metazoa; Chordata; Actinopteri; Perciformes; Percidae
Product: serine/threonine-protein phosphatase 2B catalytic subunit alpha isoform-like
Exons: 2
Biological process (GO): calcineurin-mediated signaling
Cellular component (GO): calcineurin complex; cytoplasm
Molecular function (GO): calmodulin binding; calmodulin-dependent protein phosphatase activity
Source: RefSeq, a predicted model, not a curated record
CUUUUGAACAGGGUUAUGCAAACUGAUUCUUCUCCCUGUCCGUUCCCUUCAGGGUAAAGGUGUGUGUUUCUGUGUCUGCAGGUAAGAUUAAGUACUCUGAGCGUGUGUAUGACGCCUGCAUGGACGCGUUUGACUGCCUGCCUCUGGCUGCUCUCCUCAACCAGCAGUUCCUCUGCGUGCACGGAGGCCUGAGCCCCGAGGUCACCUGCCUGGACGACAUACGGAAGCUGGACCGGUUUAAAGAGCCCCCUGCGUUCGGGCCGAUGUGCGACCUGCUGUGGUCGGACCCGGGAGAAGACUACGGCUCGGAGAAGACCCAGGAACACUUCUGCCACAACAGCGUGAGAGGCUGCUCGUAUUUCUACAGGUACGACAGACCUGAUUG